Rhagoletis zephyria (snowberry fruit fly) is the source of this 864-nucleotide messenger RNA. RefSeq names its product 40S ribosomal protein S5a. Gene Ontology annotation, cellular component: small ribosomal subunit. Gene Ontology annotation, biological process: translation. Gene Ontology annotation, molecular function: structural constituent of ribosome; RNA binding. The record is from RefSeq and is a predicted model, not a curated record. Lineage: Eukaryota; Metazoa; Arthropoda; Insecta; Diptera; Tephritidae.
CACUUGGCAGCAUUGUUUGAACAUGUUCUUUUUCUGGCGAACGCCAUUACUGUCUGGAGCAAAGGCAAAUUUUCUGUGCUUAAAAAAUGGCUGAGGUUGAAGAAAGUGUUGUCGAGAGCUUCGACGAACAACCACCAAUUGAAACUGAGGGCGCUGAGACUCUGUUAGAAACAAAUAUUGUUGCCACAACGGAAUUGCCUGAAAUUAAACUUUUCGGUCGUUGGUCAUGCGACGAUGUCACCGUAAAUGAUAUCUCGCUGCAGGAUUACAUUUCGGUCAAAGAGAAAUUCGCUCGCUAUUUGCCGCACUCUGCUGGCCGUUAUGCUGCCAAGCGUUUCCGCAAGGCUCAGUGCCCAAUUGUGGAGCGUCUGACCAACUCUCUGAUGAUGAAGGGUCGUAACAACGGCAAGAAGCUGAUGGCUUGCCGUAUUGUAAAACACUCCUUCGAAAUUAUUCACCUGUUGACAGGUGAAAAUCCACUACAGAUUCUAGUGAGCGCUAUCAUCAACUCUGGACCCCGUGAAGAUUCGACACGUAUUGGGCGUGCUGGUACUGUGCGCCGACAAGCCGUCGAUGUGUCGCCCUUGCGUCGUGUGAACCAGGCUAUCUGGUUGUUGUGCACUGGUGCCCGUGAAGCUGCUUUCAGGAACAUCAAGACCAUCGCCGAAUGCUUGGCUGAUGAACUUAUCAACGCCGCUAAGGGAUCAUCCAACUCCUACGCUAUCAAGAAGAAGGAUGAGUUGGAACGUGUAGCCAAGUCCAACCGAUAAGCGCUACAGUUGCACAUUCGUUUUUGUGUAUAUUUUUUACAAUUACAAAGAUGAUUUAUUAAAUAAACAAAAUAUAUGUAUAUGUAAAUCAGAA